Messenger RNA from Megalops cyprinoides (Indo-Pacific tarpon), 1481 nucleotides. RefSeq names its product thioredoxin-like protein AAED1, chloroplastic. The coding region runs from base 35 to 1180 and encodes 381 amino acids. The record is from RefSeq and is a predicted model, not a curated record. The transcript has 9 exons. Lineage: Eukaryota; Metazoa; Chordata; Actinopteri; Elopiformes; Megalopidae.
CAUAUAUACCACAUGUUUGAGUGCUCUUUUGUAAAUGUUUUAUUAUUUACAUAAUAACUAUUUUGUAUAUUUCAGUAAUGCGGCAUAUUUGUAUAAUGAAAUCGGUUUUUAUCACAGAUCGCGAAUUACCGUUAAAAAUCAUUGUUCAGCGACGCUAGGUGCACUAGGUGGUGCGUCAUUUACGGCUUCGACGACGCAUACUUCACCAUUGCUGAAUAUGUCUUCAAAGCACGAAAUGGCUGGUGAAUUUGAGACGCUGCAGAUGAAGAGUAUCACCAAGGCAUUGGAGAAGUUUGUUACGUUUGGAAAAUAUCUAUUACAGAAUGCCAAAAAAGAAAGCAGAGAUGUUUCUCUGCAGGAUUUUGUUGCGCAGAAAAUUAGCCUUGAAAGAGACAGUUCACUGUUGGGACUGGUCGCAGCCGCGGCCGAGCUGUAUAGGGGCUUAUCUGUAACGAAGAAGAGGGAGGCUGAGAAGGUGUGGAAGGAUUCCUGUCACUGCCCUGAAGUGCAGGGUCUCGUGGACGAGCUCCUGCAGCUGCAGACAGAGUGGGAUGCCUUCCUGGAGUGUCUAGAUGCUGAGCUGCAGAUGAGUGACCGAACCCUCAGUCACGAGCCACGAGCAGGACGUCUGUCCACAGAGACCACCCUGACAGAUGCCAGGACAGGGGAGCCAGUCACCUUGGCGAAGUACUUGGGAAGAGGUGAGCACGUUCUCCUGGUCCUCAUCAGACAGUUUGCCUGCCUCCUCUGUCGCAUUCACCUGAGUGAUCUGGAAGCCAAUCAGGAUCUCCUGGAUGCCCAGUCUGUGCGCGUGGUGGUGGUGUCGUUCGGCUGUCAGGAGGGGGCUCGUUACUGGCUGGAGGAAACGGCCUGCAGAUAUGACAUGCUGCUGGACCCGCAGAGGAAGAUUUACAGGGCGUUCGGCCUCGGAGCAUCACUUACAAAAGUGUUGAGGUUUAACAACAUGCUUCUCUAUGCUGAAUACAUCCUGUCGAACUAUGAGUUUCCUCGGGCCGCACCAUCCAUUGAGGACGACAUGUAUCAGCUGGGCGGUGAUAUCGUUCUGGGUGAAACUGGGAAAGUGAUAUUCUCCCACUGCUGUAUGAGUCCGGUGGACAGGCCUGCAGUAUCGGAGAUACUGGCUGCCAUUACUAAGGAAAAGCCUCAGGUUUCACCCUGACUCCUAUGAGCACCGGACAGGUCCUGACACUCUAACCCCGUAUGGAUUCAGUGGAAUUCCACCGGAUCUUUUCCAUGAUUCACAAAACCAUUCAUAUAAUUCUUUCAAAAUGUGCUGCUACAGGCCAUUGUGACAACUGUAUUGUCACAAAACAGUUUUCAGAGUACAUUUUCGCAAAAACCACACAAAACACAAAGUCGGUUGGACAACAGCUGAAAAAAUUACUCCAUGAUCCCAGGAAAAGGCAUUGAAGAGAAGGUCCUGGAAAACAGGAGGAGAACAUAAACAGAGGAAUACAGAC